This is a messenger RNA of Fusarium graminearum PH-1, 4392 nucleotides long. RefSeq lists its product as uncharacterized. The coding region runs from base 1 to 4392 and encodes 1463 amino acids. Gene Ontology annotation, molecular function: ATP binding; ABC-type transporter activity; ATP hydrolysis activity. The transcript is spliced from 11 exons. Gene Ontology annotation, cellular component: membrane. NCBI's taxonomy places the organism in Eukaryota, Fungi, Ascomycota, Sordariomycetes, Hypocreales, Nectriaceae. The record is from RefSeq and is a predicted model, not a curated record. Gene Ontology annotation, biological process: transmembrane transport.
AUGGAUUACUUCUCUCGUGCCGUCCCGUAUUUAGCGCUCUUCAUCAGGUCUUUUGGGCCAUAUGCAGAAGGCUGUAGAGGUGGUUUUGACUUCACCUUGCUGUUUGAAGAAUCCAUACUUGUCGUGCCGAUCACUGCCUUGCUGCUCCUGGCAGCCCCGUUUCGAGCUACAUACCUGCUGCGCAAACAUAGCGUCAAAGUUGAACAUAGUUACUGGCUGUAUUGCAAGAUUAUCGCUUUCCUCGUCUGCUGGACUCAGUCUCCAGUCGUUACUACCAAAGCUUCUCUGCCAGCUGCCGCUUUAUCCAUUGUUGCAUCCAUCACUUUGUUGGGCCUGUCUUAUGUCGAGCACGUUUACUCGUAUCGACCAUCGACUGUGCUGAACCUAUUCUUGCUUUUCUCUGUUCUGUUCGAUGCUACACGAACGCGAACCCUGUGGCUGCAAGGCUACAAUCGGCCUGCAGCCAUCACCGCCCUUAUUUCAACGGUGGUCAAGAUUUUGAUGCUGUCUGCAGAAACCAUCGAGAAACGCGGAUUCUUGCGUCCGGAGUAUCGCGAACUGCCGUCAGAAGUGACUAGCGGCGUUUUCUCGCAUUGGUUUUUUUCUUGGCAGCUUCCUCUGUUCCGGGUUGGCUAUUCUCAUGACUUGGAGAUUGAAAGUCUAUUCCCUCUCGAGAAACACUUCAAGUCUUCCUAUCUUCAGACUCUGCUGCAAACUGCGUGGGCCAAAGGUUUGUUUUCCUUCUCCUACAAACCUAUUCUAUUCAUCAUCUUUCCACGCCUGUGUUUCAUCGGGUUUACUUUCUGUCAGCCGUUUCUCAUCUCGGCAACUUUAUCAUGGGCCGAGAAAGACGCGGAUUCCAAUGACAUGAACCAAGGCUAUGGCCUAAUAGGCGCUUGGUUUCUUGUUUUUAUUGGUCUAGCUGUGACAACGGGUCAGUAUCAGCACUUGACUGUUCGCGCCACAACUAUGGUACGCGGUCAACUCAUCUCAAUGCUAUAUGACAAGGCUUCAGAUUUGAGCAUCACAGCUGCCAACCCGACGGCAGCCUUGACUCUGAUGAGCGCUGACAUCGAGAGGAUUGACUCGGGAUGGCGAACAGCUCAUGAUGUGUGGGCAAACUUGAUCGAGAUUGUCAUUGCAGUCUACCUAUUAGGUCGCCAGCUCGGACUGGCGUGUCUCAUACCUGUUGGAGCGGCUAUCUUUUCCAUCGUCGGGUCCGUCAUUGCUGUCAGCUUUGUCAUGGCUCGACAGGCCAUGUGGCUUGAGGCUAUUGAGAGGAGAAUCUCUGUGACGUCCCAAAUGCUAGGAAGUAUGAAGGGCGUCAAGAUGUGUGGCUUGUCCGAGGUUCUAGGUACGCGUAUCCAGGCCAUGCGAGAGGAAGAAUUGCACAUUUCGGGCAAAUUCCGCAGGCUUUUGAUCUGGAACAUGGUAUUGGCCUACCUCGCUCCCAUCUUCGCCCCCGUUCUGAGCUUCAUGACGUAUAGUCUUCUGGCUCAAUCACAGGGAGGAAGAGGAAAUCUGGAUACAAACCGCAUGUUCACAUCCUUGUCCCUAUUCGCACUCUUGCAAGAACCUCUGGCGUCUUUCGUUACCUCACUAUCUUCCUUCAUGGGGUCUGUUGGGAGUUUUGUACGCAUCCAAGCUUUCCUCAAAACAGAUGCUCGCACAGAUGAUAGGAUAAUCCAGUAUAACGGUGAGACUGAGCAUUCCUUGAUCUCUGGGGUUUCAAGCAGCGAAGAAAAGCACCCUGUCUCACCAAUUCAGGAAUCUAUGAUGAAGACUGAACCGUCGGGGGAUUCGCCGGAUGGUAAUGCCUUCGUCAUCAGAAAUGCCUCUUUUGGAUACGACAGGAAUGAAACACCCACCCUCAGCAACAUCGACGCUAUCAUCCCUUCAGGUAAACUCACACUUGUUGUUGGUCCGGUUGGGAGCGGCAAGUCGACUCUCAUGAAGGCAUUGCUCGGAGAGGUUGGGAUCAUGCAAGGGUCUGUACAUGCAUCAAACUCCACGGUUGCUUACUGCGAUCAAACCCCUUGGCAUAUGAAUGGUACGGUCCGAGAAAGCAUUAUUGCUUUCUCUCGACCGGAUGAGCGAUGGUAUCAAAAGGUAUUGGAAGCCUGUGCCUUGAAACAAGACCUCACUCAGUUGCCCCGGGGAGAUCUCAGCAACAUAGGAAGCAGGGGUCUUGUCCUCAGUGGAGGCCAGAGUCAACGAGUCAGUCUAGCAAGAGCAGUGUAUGCCCAGAAAUCCACCAUUAUUCUUGAUGAUGUUUUCAGUGGCUUAGAUGCUCAUACCGAGAAUGCUGUCUUCAACAAUCUCCUCGGAAGUCAUGGUAUCCUUCGAGACUUGAACACGACAGUCAUCGUCGUCUCUUCUCGCGUCAAACGACUCCCGUAUGCGGACCACAUCAUUUGCCUUGAUGGUACUGGAACAGGUUGUGUUCAAGGAACUUUCGAUAAGCUGAACGAGUCAGACAAUUACGUGUCUCACUCUGAUGUGUCUUCUCCUGACGGGGCACGAUCGAAAGCACCCAGUUCUGGCCCUGCUUCUUCGUCUGCUCCUGUUCCUGAGUCCUCAGCUGCCGCAUUGGCAGAGUUGGAUAUGGAACUUACCGAGAGCAAGAAAGAUGGUGCGGGUCGUCGUAGCGGAGAUGUGGCAAUUUACAUGUAUUACAUGAAUGCUAUCGGCUGGAUCCCAACUAUGGUCUUUGUCCUGGCAAUUUGUGCCUACAUCUUUUGCCAAUCUUUCCCUACCAUAUGGCUCAACUGGUGGGCUGCUGCCAACGCGAAAGAGCCAUUUACACGACUUGGCUACUACCUGGGUGUCUACGCCAUGUUAGGCGCAUUGUCCAUCAUUUUCUUGGUAUUGAGCACCUGGCAAAUGAUUGUCACCAUGGUACCACUGUCGGGCAACAACUUCCACCAGAGUCUACUCAAGACAGUUCUCAAUGCGCCCAUGUCCUUUUUCGCAGCCACUGACGCCGGUACCACCAUCAACCGCUUCAGUCAGGAUCUUCAACUCAUCGACAUGGACUUGCCCCUCUCAGCGCUCAACACGUUUGCCACAUUCGUUCUUUGUAUCGCCGAGAUGAUCUUGAUCGCCGUCGGGUCAUACUACACUGCCAUUGCGUUCCCCUUUCUCCUUGCGACACUGUGGGUAGUGCAACAUACGUACCUUAGAACAUCCCGUCAGCUCCGAUUCAUGGAUCUGGAAGCAAAGAGCCCGCUCUAUGCCCUCUUCACUGAGACUGUUACUGGACUGGCCACGCUGCGUGCCUUUGGUUGGCGCGAUGCUCUUGAGAAAAAGCACCACGAGCUUCUAGACAGGUCGCAGAGACCCUUCUACCUCCUCUACGCAGUUCAGAGGUGGCUUACUCUUGUUCUCGACAUGAUUGUCACUAUCAUCGCUGUCUUGGUAGUGGUCCUUGUCACACAAUUGCGAGGCAAACUGCCAGCUGGAUUGAUUGGUGUAGCUCUCGUUAACAUCAUCCAAUUCAGCCAGCAUCUCAAGCUGUUGAUGACUUUCUGGACAACCCUGGAGACUCACAUCGGUGCAAUCUCCAGGAUCAAGUCGUUUACAUCUGACACUGCUUCUGAGCAUGAGCCGCAGGAAAAGGAGCAGCCACCGUCCGUCUGGCCAUCCAAAGGAACAAUUCUGUUUGAUCAAGUGUCGGCAGGAUACAAAGAAUCCGAAGAUGUCCUCAAGAACAUAAGUCUGAAUAUUGAAGCCGGGCAAAAGGUUGGCAUUUGUGGACGGACUGGAAGUGGUAAGAGUUCUAUGGUUUCGUGCCUCUUUCGCAUGAUAGACCUCCACGGUGGUCGCAUAAUCGUAGACGGCCUUGACAUCAGCACGAUUCCUCGCGAGGAGAUUCGCACCAGACUUGUCGGCGUGCCUCAGGACGCAUUCCUUAUUGAUGGAAGUAGCGUGAGGUUGAACGCCGACCCUGCUGGAGGAUUGACGGAUGCCGCAAUUGAGGAUGCUUUGCGAGCGGUCGAGCUGUGGGAUAUCGUGACCGACAAUGGCGGCCUUGACACAUCCAUUGAAGAGCUUCAUCUUUCGCACGGUCAGAGACAGUUGUUUUGCAUCGGACGCGCUAUUCUACGACCAUCGCCCAUUGUGGUUCUUGACGAAGCAACCAGCAGUGUCGACUCACGCGUCGACGAGCUUGUUCAGCGUCUGGUGCGUGAGCGGUUCAGUAAUCGGACAGUCAUCUCUAUCGUUCACAAGCUUCAGUCUGCACUGGAUGACUUUGACAUGGUGGUUGUGCUUGACGCGGGUAAGCUGCAAGAGAUCGGACACCCGCAAGAGCUUCUAGCAAAGGGACCCGAUGCUUCCACGUUUGCUUCGAUGUAUCAGAGCGUCGCGACAGAGAAGAAGGAGGACAAGUAG